Messenger RNA from Eremothecium sinecaudum, 615 nucleotides. RefSeq names its product Ran GTPase-binding protein YRB1 (gene YRB1). The record is from RefSeq and is a predicted model, not a curated record. Gene Ontology annotation, biological process: protein import into nucleus. Bases 1 to 615 code for a protein of 204 amino acids. Gene Ontology annotation, cellular component: cytoplasm; nuclear pore. Lineage: Eukaryota; Fungi; Ascomycota; Saccharomycetes; Saccharomycetales; Saccharomycetaceae. The transcript has a single exon. Gene Ontology annotation, molecular function: GTPase activator activity.
AUGUCUGAAGAAACCAAAUCAGCUGCUAACAAAGUAGAAGACUCUACUGUUAAACCUCCAACUGCUUCUGUGUUUUCUAUGUUUGGUGGCAAGAAGCCAGAAACUGCUAAGAAGGAAGAAGAAAAGGACUCCGGCAAGGAUAGUGUUGAACCCAAGAAGGAAGGUGCUGAAGAAGAUGCUCCAGAAUCUCCAGAUGUUCACUUUGAACCUGUUGUCACCUUGGAGAAAGUAGAGGUUAAGACAAUGGAAGAAAACGAGGAAACAUUAUUUAAGGUGAGAGCUAAAUUGUUCAGAUUUGAUGGUGAAGCUAAGGAGUGGAAAGAAAGAGGUACUGGUGACGUCAAGUUCUUGCAGAACAAGGACACUAAGAAGGUUAGAUUAUUGAUGAGAAGAGACAAAACACUAAAGGUUUGUGCCAAUCACUACAUAUCACCAGAGUAUGUGUUGAAGCCAAAUGUUGGCUCCGACAGAUCUUGGGUAUAUUCAUGUACCGCUGAUAUUGCUGAAGGUCAGGCUGAAGCUUUUACUUUUGCUAUCAGAUUUGGUAACAAGGAGAAUGCAGAGAAGUUCAAAGAAGAGUUUGAAAAGGCACAGGAAAUCAAUAAGAAAAACUAA